Molecule: messenger RNA, 4853 nt
Organism: Fukomys damarensis (Damara mole-rat)
Lineage: Eukaryota; Metazoa; Chordata; Mammalia; Rodentia; Bathyergidae
Gene: Srrm4
Product: serine/arginine repetitive matrix 4
Exons: 17
Coding region: 783-2624 (613 amino acids)
Biological process (GO): neuron maturation; mRNA processing; regulation of RNA splicing
Cellular component (GO): nucleus
Molecular function (GO): mRNA binding
Source: RefSeq, a predicted model, not a curated record
CUCAUUAAUGUAAUUCAAAGCUGCUAUGAUUAAAAGUGCUUUAUAAAGAACUGCUAGGAUGAACAACCACGAUAUGUCCACAAGCUGACAUUUGCUCAGCAGCUUCUGCAAUAUACGUUUAUAAAGCACUCAGCCCACACCAGAAUAAUCCCACAUAAGGAGAAGGAAAGUGAGACAAAAGAAAAGAGGACAAAAAAAAGGUGUGACAGAGUGAGUUGCCACCCGCUACAGUCCUGCUGGGCACCUUGUAUGACUGCUGUAUUCAACAGAGAUAAUGCAGCCCACAUGUGCAAAUCUAGAUCAUCUUGGAGCCACAUCACAAAGGUAAAAAGCAAAAGGUCCCAUCUUGAUACGAUGGAAUACUAUACACCAAUAAAGAAGAACAAGCUACAAAUGCAAUGAUGUGAAUGACUCUCAGAGUUAUAACGAUGGAUGGCAGAGGCCAAAUGCGUGACAGUUCCACCUACGAGCUCGUGAAGUUCAAGAACAUCUAAAACACCUAGAAGUCAGAAUAUUGGUUACCUCUGGGGCAAGAGGAGACAGAGCUCAGAUGGAAUUAAAGCCACGCAGAGCAGCUGGAAAUACAGAUGAAGCUUUGUUUGCGUCCCCGUCACUCACCUCCUUCUGUGCGACCUGGUUCCUAACAGGACUGCUGAUUUAAAGGUCACUUGCAGUGAAGUGGACACUCUACAGCGCCCUGAGCCGGGUGUGCCCCCAGUUUGGAAUCCACGUUUCAGCACUUCGGACAGCACCCGAACGUCCCGGGCCCCUUUGGGUUGGCUAUGGCGAGCGUCCAGCCGGGAGAGAAGCAGCUUUUUGAGAAGUUCUGGCGAGGAACCUUCAAAGCGGUGGCCACUCCUCGUCCCGAGAGCAUCAUCGUUGCUAGUAUCACGGCCCGCAAGCCGCUGCCAAGGACAGAGCCCCAGAGCAGCCCCAAGGUCACAGCCCAGGAUGGGUCUUCUGAAAAGCUGGGCCCACGUCUGGCCACUGAGGCCUUGGACAUGACUAGCUGGGAGAGAGACAAGGCCUUUCGGGAGCUGGGUCCUGCCAGAGCACGCAGUGCCUCCCGUGAGCGAGACUUGACGCCACCGCCUUCCUCCAGGGGGAAGAAGAAAAAGAAAAAGUCAACCCGGAAGAAGAGAAGGAGGUCCCCAUCCUAUAGCCCAUCACCUGUCAAGAAAAAGAAGAAGAAAAGUUCCAAGAAACAUAAGCGACACAGGUCAUUCUCCAAAAAAAGAAGGCACAGCUCCUCUAGCCCAAAAAGCAAAAGAAGGGAAGAGAAGAGGCACAAGAAACAAUCCCGAAGCCGGCCCCGAAAGUCUCACCGCCACCGCCAUCACCACCGCUGUCCCUCUCGGUCCCAGAGCUCAGAGUCUCGCUCCUCCAGCAAUGAGACCAGGCACCGAGGUCGGUCCCCUGAGGAAGGGCGGAAGUCCCACCAAAGGCACACCCGCCGCUGCUCCAAGACCCUCAGCAAGGCCAGCCCCGAGGCCCGGUCCAGCCACUCACCCAGCCAGCCUCUCCAGAUGCUCAGCUUCCUGUCGGCCAGGGGUGUAAUCACUGGGUCGGGGUCUGCCGCUGACCUCUUUACCAAAACAGCCAGUCCGCUCACCAACUCCCGAGGACGCUCCCAGGAGUAUGACUCAGGCAAUGACACCUCCUCGCCACCCUCCACGCAAACCAGCUCAGCCAGGUCUCAGGGCCAGGAGAAGGGGAGCCCCACUGCGGGUCUCAGCAAAAGCCAGGAGCUCAACAGCGGCAACACCUCGGAUUCAGGGAACUCCUUCACCACCUCCUCACCCCAGAACAAAGGGGCCAUUCUGGAGAACCUCUCUCCCCCCAGCAGGGGCAGAGAGUCAAGAGGAUUUCAGUCACCAUGUCUGGAGUGUGCUGAGGUGAAGAAAUCCAGCUUGGUCCUAUCCACAGCCCAAAGCUCCCCUGUGAAAGAGUGUUCCCGCAGCUCCUCCUAUGCCAGCACCCGAUCCUCCAGCCGUUCCUCCAGAUCUCCAAACCCCAGAGCCUCUCCCAGGUACACUCGGAGUCGAUCCACCUCCUCUGAAAAAAGGUCCUACUCCCGCUCUCCCAGCUACUCCUCCAAGUCUGGCAAAAGAAGCCCCCCUAGCAGAAGCUCUCGGUCCCGCCGCAGCCCCAGCUACUCCCGCUAUAGCUCGAGCAGGGAGCGGGAGCCCAAGUACAGCGAGGAUUCCCAGCAAAGGGAGCGAGAGCGAGCGCGCCGAAGACGUCGGUCCUACUCCCCGAUGAGGAAGCGCCGGAGAGACUCCCCGAGCCACCUGGAGGCCCGGAGGAUAACAAGUGCCCGGAAACGCCCCAUCCCUUACUACCGGCCCAGCCCCUCUUCGUCCAGCAGCCUCAGCAGCGCCUCCUCCUGGUACAGCAGUAGCAGCAGCCGCUCCGCCAGCCGCAGCUAUUCCAAGACCCGCAGUCAAAGCCGCAGCAGAAGUCGGAGCCGGAGCCGGAGCAGGACCCGCAGUAGCAGCAGCUCCGGCUCCCGCAGCCCCAGCCUGGGCUCCCGGAGCCGGAGCCGGAGCCGGAGCCGGAGCCAGAGCCGGAGCCGGAGCCGGAGCUACAGCUCAGCAGACAGCUACUCUAGUACGAGGCGCUAAGCGAAGGCCAUCCUUUGAGCUCCCCUGCUCAUGGGGACCCUUCUGCCAGCCUCUCCUAAACCUGCCCUCUCUACCUUCUCGCUGGUGACAGAUAUUCAGGGCGCUUGGCCCCUGUCCUGCCUGCUUUCCUGGGGAGGAGGAAAAGGGGGCUUCACCCCCUUGUGUUGAGUUGCUAGGAGCCUCUACCAGCACCACCCUGGGGCUCAGCUGGGGCCUGAGCAAAUAGAAAGAACUGUUUUUCGUUGUUUUUAUUGUUUGGUUUUUUUUUUGUUUUGGUUUGGUUUUUUUGCAGAAAAAAAACUUCAUGGUUUUAUGAGAAGCAAUGGGUCUGUGACUCAACAGCUUUGGACCUGGCUAGCAACGUGUAGAGACAACUCUGCUCGCUCACUGAGGGCAGGACAUGUACACAAAGACAAAGGUGAUUCAUCGCACCUGGCUUCAUUCUUACUCUUCCUGUCACCCUCUGUCAUAGCUGCAGGUUUGUGGACCCCCACACAGGAAUAGAUGAGAGUGGAGUCCAAGGGCAGUUGAGGUCCAAGGUAAGGAGCCAGGCCCUGAACCUCCCCAGACAGGCCAGAGCUAAGGCUGGAGGGCCCUUGAGUCCUAGAAGAGAAGACACGCAUGCCUAGGGGACAGCGACAUGGGAGUCAGCGGCAGAUGUCAGGGUUCUGGAGAUGGGAUCCCUGGCUACAAGUGCAGAAGCAAAAAGGCAGAGGUCACCUGUCAUUUCCAGUAAGCUGGCACGGCCAGGGGAAGGAGCCCAUCAGGUUCCACUGACCCAGAGCAGAGCCCCGCCCCCGUGACUUCCACAGAUUACUUCCUGGUUGUGCACAGGGUCCCUGCCACCCCACAGAAAGGGAGAUAGUGGAACAGUCAGGACAGCCCUGAUGACGGCCCUACGGCACAAAUUUGCUUCAGUCCCACUAGCUGGCACCAACUUAAUUCCACGGGACCAUCUGCUGAACAUUCCCCGGUGCCGUGGCCAGCUGCCAGCCCCCAGCGCCAGCCAGUCUGGCCUUGCCCUCCAGUUGGCGCCUGUCCGCCCCCUCCCCACUUCCCAGACUGCCACACCCUGGAUGCUACCCAGGGCGGCCUGGCACCUUCUCUCCCUCCCUUCAGCCUGAGCCACCGUCCUUGCCUCAGGAUUUUUGCCAGGAUGGGGCACAGACUCAAAUUCAGAGAGUCUGCUAGUGAGGGGCUUGAGUACUUCACAUCUGAGACUUUUGCUAGCUUCUGAAAUUUCUCCUCAGCUUUGGAAAACCCUGUCUCACCCACCUUCCCCCUGCCCCAUGCCAGGCAGCAAGGGUAAGCUGCCCUCUGACACACAAAUACCACCAGCUGCUUCAUACACAGGAGGCACUGAGAACACACAGGCCAGGGAGAAGCUCCGAAAAUAAACUCCGGGGCACCCCCCUCACCAGCUGCACGGCUUUCCGGAGCCUUGUGAGUCUCAAGUUUGUAGUGGCAGUAGCGACAGGACAGGGCAUGGAGGGAGAGAGGGAAGAGGACAAUUUGCAGCUUCAGCUUUGGGUCCUCGGGCUAUGGGGAAGCAAAGAGCAAACCUUUAGCCUUCGUGCCCCAAGGAAAACGCUUGGAAAACCCCUUUUUUCUUGGAAACAGUAACUUCUCCUCGCCUGAUCUUUCCCAUAGUAUCAGCGCCCCUCCAGGGGGGAGGGGAUGGGCAACAACCUGCCAGGGGUAGCACCCACCCUGCAAGUCCUUCCUCCGGCACAAGACAGAAAUGUCCCCAGGCCGCAGUGGAUAACCUGGCCUUCACACCGAUUGGCGCCCGGCCCAGGCCAAAGCCCGUCCACCAGGACUCGUGGAUACCGAUGCUGUCACUGCAGAAGGCCGCAUGGCAGGUGCCUGUGACAGGGGCAGGUGCCCUGGGAGGACGUGUACAGCAACUGUAAAUAACCCUCUUCUCCACCCAGGAACCCAGACUGGACUCCGGUCUCUCCUCAUGGAGACAGAGGCUUCCUGAAGCCACCAAACCUCCUUAGCAGGUUGGCAGCAAGCGGCAUAGGGGCCUUCCAUGCUGACUGUCUUUGUUCAGAGGACUCCAGGGGACUGUUCUGCCUAAGACUCCCAGCAAGACUUUUAUUUAUUUAAUUUAUUUAUCUAUUUGUUUAUUUAUUUAUUUAUGUGAUGAUAGUUUUCUUUCAGCGUUAGCAGUAUUUAUUUAUUUAUUCACUUAUGUAUACAGGAAGGAAUUUGUGUGUGUGUGUG